Sesamum indicum (sesame) is the source of this 2200-nucleotide messenger RNA. RefSeq names its product putative apyrase 6. The record is from RefSeq and is a predicted model, not a curated record. Gene Ontology annotation, cellular component: membrane. Gene Ontology annotation, molecular function: nucleoside diphosphate phosphatase activity. Gene Ontology annotation, biological process: nucleoside diphosphate catabolic process. NCBI's taxonomy places the organism in Eukaryota, Viridiplantae, Streptophyta, Magnoliopsida, Lamiales, Pedaliaceae.
GUUUUCCCCCAAACAUAAACAUCAAAAAGAGGGAAGGACAACACAGUUUCACAAACAGAGAGAGAGAGGGCCAGAAUUUUAUCAAAGAGCCCUCUCAAAUUCAAAACACAAAUUAAAAAAUUGUGAAUCCAUAGGAGUGUUAUUGUUGUCGAUCCAUUAACAUUGUCCUAUGGUUCACAAAGUUUUGGUAUUUGAUGCGCCGAUCGAAUGCCCGCACAGUAAACCCUAGUUUGGAGGCAAAGAAAGAUAUGGAUCGGAUUAAGCUUCCAUUUCGAUCGACCCGGCCCGGUUUUCGAUCUCCCAAUAGCAAACACUCAAACCCCAGAUCAAGGUUUUGUUUAAGCACUUCAUUCUCCGUGGCCCUUGUGUUAUUUUGCUACAUUCUGUUCUUUGGGGAUAAGAAUCAGGAGAGCAAGAGGUAUGGUGUGGUGAUUGAUGGGGGGAGCACGGGUACUAGAAUCCAUGUGUUCAAGUACGAGGUUAGGAAUGGGAGCUUGGUUCUGGAUUUUUCCGAGAAAGGAUUGGUGUCCAUGAGGGUGAAUCCGGGAUUGUCAGCUUACGCCGAGGAGCCAGAGAAGGCUGGUGCUGCCGUGGCAGAGCUAAUGGAGUUUGCAAAGAGGAAUAUUCCGAGGGAGAAAUGGGCGUACACCGAAGUUCGCUUGAUGGCGACUGCGGGUAUGAGGUUGUUGAAGCACGGGUAUCAAGAGAGGAUCUUGAAUGCCUGCCGCAAGAUAUUGAAGGCGUCUGGAUUUAAGUUUCAUGAUGAUUGGGCCGCUGUUAUUUCAGGGUCUGAUGAAGGCUUGUAUGCCUGGGUUGUGGCUAAUUAUGCUCUCGGAACUCUUGGAGCAGAACCAGCACAAACAACAGGAAUUAUUGAACUUGGUGGUGCUUCAGCUCAGGUUACAUUUGUCUCAAAUGAACCCAUGCCCCCUGAGUUCUCUCGGAAAGUUAAAUUUGGGAAUUUUACUUACAAUCUAUACAGUCACAGCUUGCUUCACUUUGGCCAGAAUGUUGCAUUUGACUUGCUGAAAGAAUCUCUUGUUUCAGGAGGCCAAGAAUUGGCUACUGAAUCCAUCCGGAGAGAGAAGCUAAUGGAUCCUUGUACUCCUAGAGGAUAUGCCCCUAAUAAGGACACAUUGAAACUCUCUCCUACUUCAUUGAUUGAAAAGAACAGAUACCUAUCUACUUUGCUUGCCAGCGGUAAUUUCUCAGAAUGCAGAUCUGCAGCUUUAAAACUAUUGCAGAAAGACCAAGAUAGAUGCUCUUACCCGACCUGCUACAUAGGGUCAACAUUUAUACCAAAGCUCAAAGGGAAGUUUCUGGCAACCGAGAACUUUUUUCACACUUCUAAGUUCUUUGGUCUGGACCAAAGAGCUUUUCUUUCUGAUCUGGUGGUUUCUGGGCAACAAUUUUGUGCUGAGGACUGGUCAAAGUUGGCACAGAAAUACAAUUCUCUUGAGGAAGAGGACCUUCUUCGCUAUUGCUUCUCUUCAGCAUAUAUAGUUGCAAUGCUUCAUGAUAGUCUUGGAAUUGCUUUGGAUGAUCAGAGGAUUGGAUAUGCUAAUCAAGUGCACGAUAUCCCACUCGACUGGGCACUAGGAGCAUUCAUCCUGCAGAGUGCAGCUGAAUUGGAUGCUAGUUCUGACUGGAUGGCGACUGUAAUAGGGGGUAAAUCCUCACCAUUGCCACUUCUAUUUGGAAUCUUCAUCUUGUUAAUACUUGUAUCAUGGCUUGUGUCGAAAUGGAGAAAGCCUCAGCUAAAGACUAUUUAUGAUCUAGAGAAAGGGAAGUAUAUAGUUACACGCGUUGGUAGAUACUCGUAGGUUAUAGGAGAGUUCAACUGAGCGCCUGAUUGCGCCACACUGCACUUGCUGAAUUUUGGCCCGUCGACAAUGCUCUGUUCAAGAUGAAGAGAGAGGAUUCGGACCAUCCUGCCGCCUAUUGGACAAGUUCCGGCCGAAAAUAUCGAAGCAAAGUGAGAUAAUUGUUGAUGUAGUUCUUGUGUCCAUAGUAUAGAGAGUUGUAAGGAUCUUGUUUAAAAUUUAAUCCAUAGAAUUAUAGAAGGGAGCUCUCUGUGAUAGCGAGUUUGGUUCCCUGAAUAGUGUUGGAUCAUUUUAGGUGUCAAAUUCUUGUAUUGUUUCUAGUAACGUACUUUGCUGAUUAUAUAUUUUUUUUCCAUCAAUGUAUAAUUUUUAUGUCA